AUGACCGCAGCUCGCAGCGGAAAGAGAAAGGUUGGGCGUAGAGCCUGUAUGCUUUGCAAGCUCAAGAAGCUUAAAUGUGAUGGAAACUACCCAUGCGGCAGGUGUGCCAAAUCAGGGGUGCCAAGUGAAUGUGGGUACGAGGCGGACAGACGAAAAUGUCGGGCCUAUGGAAGUGAUGGUACGAAAGCUUAUGUUUUCAAAAGUUCGCCAUUCAGCAGCCAACACCCCUCUGAAGGUAGUUUCAAAAAUGAAGCCACUGUUCAUCAUCUAUCUGAGCACAAAAUUGAGACCAGCCCCGAUCCCUUGAUCAAAAGCAUUCAGGACGCUACCUUAUCAUUCAAUGAAAGAAAAGAUUCUGAAUAUGAUAUGUGGAAUUUUAAACCUAUGGUUUUUAAUUUCAACAAUUUUAACUUGCAGGAUGUUGGCUUUGACGAUUUUUUGCGUGUGUUUGAUGAUGUUGACCCAUUCAGUACAGAAGACGGGAGUGAUCAAUUUCCGUUUGCGGAACCCGCUGAAUUACCACUCGGCGCACCUUUUGGAAAUGAUAAUAAGGAAUCUCGAUUGGAAAGAAGCGACCUAAUUGAAAUUCUCUUCCAAAGCGACUACCAUGCACCUCCAGGAAUAUCGAAGGACCACCUUCUAGACUUGGAGAGGAGACACGAGGAUCUACAAGAUGAUUCCGCUGAUAGUAAUGAUAUUUUUUUGCUCUCGACCACUUUAUGCUUAGGUGCUCUGACUUCACAUAAACGAGAGUUAUUGCGUACACGAAGCGAAGGGUUUGUAUCAAGAAGCUCGAUUCCCGACAGAGCAGCGCGCGCUUUUAACUAUUACACAAUUGCUAAAAACUUGAUUCCGGAUGUUCUAUUGCAUUCUAGUAUUGAUGGUUUUUGUGGACUUGUACUAAUGGCCAAUUUCAUGACAAUGAUGGUGUCCCUUGAGGAGCAAUUUUAUCUGAGUGCAAAUGCUUUGCAGAUUGCAGUAACCCUUAGACUACAUGAGCGAGAAAAGUUCAACGAACUAGUGAAGAUAAACAGUCACAACAUUGGUUUGUUCUUUCUAUUUUGGAAUAUUUGGUGUUCAUCCUGCAUGCUGGGAUCAUUUUUAGGAGUGAAGCCAACUCUUCCGCUAGCAGACAUAGGCAUACCCCUCCCUUUUGAUAUGGCCGUGACAGGAAAAAUUAGUUCUCUUUCAUUGAAGUUCAUGCAGCUUAGAAUCCAAAUAGCGUCUCUUCUUACCAAGAUAUCCAGGUAUUAUAUUGAAGACCAUAUGACAACGGCCACAUUUAUGGGGCUUGAAGAAGAAUUACAUGACAUUUCAAAUCAGGUUGCUAAAUUAAAAUGUUUACCUAUACUGGAUGAGCACACAUAUCACCGAAGCCGCCUUCUUAUUUUAGAACUAGCAUCUAUGGAAUCUCAAGUGGCGCUUUUGCUGUACCGCUCUAACCUACUCUGUAAACGAUCUUUUGAAGCUGUUCAUACAGCAAAGAAAAUAGUGUACGAGAUUUGGAGUCAUUAUUCAAAGCAGUUUGAGAAAAAUGAAAGAGACCUAAUAAACCAUUUAGAUUGGAAUUUUUCCUACCCGUUACGUACAGCUUUCCUCACGCUGUGGAUUGCGUGUAUUGUGCUACGCAAAUACCAACGGCUUUUAAGCUUCUUACAAGAUGACAACCUAACAGAGUACACACUGGCCAUAGAGGUACUCCAAGACUUAGUCAAGUUGCUACCAGUUCACCAGAAUCUUUUAAACCUUAUAACUUCCCUGGGCGAGGCAGGGAAGCCGCAUUCUUCGGGGCCCGAUCGAUCAUCGCACUUCUGGAUGUCUUUAUUGACCGAACCUUAG
Messenger RNA from Lachancea thermotolerans CBS 6340, 1839 nucleotides. RefSeq names its product Pul4p (gene PUL4). Gene Ontology annotation, molecular function: zinc ion binding; DNA-binding transcription factor activity, RNA polymerase II-specific; DNA binding. The transcript has a single exon. The record is from RefSeq and is a predicted model, not a curated record. Bases 1 to 1839 code for a protein of 612 amino acids. NCBI's taxonomy places the organism in Eukaryota, Fungi, Ascomycota, Saccharomycetes, Saccharomycetales, Saccharomycetaceae. Gene Ontology annotation, biological process: regulation of DNA-templated transcription; DNA-templated transcription.